Molecule: messenger RNA, 372 nt
Organism: Dentiscutata heterogama
Lineage: Eukaryota; Fungi; Glomeromycota; Glomeromycetes; Diversisporales; Gigasporaceae
Source: the annotation of a GenBank genome assembly
AUGUCUUGGGAUACUCGCAUCGCAGAAUUUAUCAAUAUAAUCUCAAAAGAUACAUUGAAAUGCACAGAACUAAUCGCCGAUUUAAUCACAAAAUAUUUCCCAGAGAAUGAAUCAGAUAUAUUUACACUACUACCUGAAAGAUCUCAAACCAUAUUUAAACGCGAUGAAGUUGAAAAAGAGCUUGAUCAAGAUAUAACUAAAGAAAUUAAACAAAAUCUUAUCGAAUAUCGAGAUGUAAGUAGUAAACGAUCAGAAUAUAUGACAAAUUUAGUCAAACGAUGUGAUAUUUUUUAUAAUAGUUUAAUUACUGGAAAGAAUAAAGACAACAUAAAUUUAAUUACUAUUGCUAUCACAUUUUCCAUUAUGCAUCUU